Molecule: messenger RNA, 3001 nt
Organism: Danio rerio (zebrafish)
Lineage: Eukaryota; Metazoa; Chordata; Actinopteri; Cypriniformes; Danionidae
Source: RefSeq, a predicted model, not a curated record
ACAGUCAAGAUGGUGGCGACCAUAGUGGAGCAUGUUGUUGUGGAUGCUGGAGCUUUUAUCAAAAGGGCUCCUCUGCACGAAAUUGGCAAGAACAUUUAUACCUUGAAGGAUGUUGUUGAUGAAAUUCGGGAUAAACCAACUAAAAGGAGCUUGGCCUUUUUACCAUACAAGCUUGAUUUCAAAGAACCAUUUCCAGAGUACAUUCAAUUUGUUACAGAGUUUGCUAAAAAGACAGGAGAUUAUCCCAGUCUGUCAGCAACGGACAUCAAGGUUUUGGCUCUGACUUAUCAACUGGAGUCUGAAAAUGUGGGGACUGAGCAUUUGAAGAAAGAACCUGAGAAACAGGUUCAGAUAUGCAGCACACAAAGACAUCCAGAGACUCCUGUUGGCAUUGCUGGUUUCCAUUUUCCUUCAAAAGUCAGAGUUCACCAAGCUUGAACUUUGCUGUGCAGCAGCAUGCAAAACAUGUUGCUUCCGUUUCCGGUCUUUCACAUUCGCAUGCGUAUGGAAUGGAAGGCUCUGGGGUGAAAAGUGUGACUGCGGCUUUAUCUUCAGGUAAAUCUGCUAUCCAAAGCCCACCUACAACGAAUGAGCCACACGAUCCUGUCAGUUCACAGUUCAACACCUUUCAGUUUUGGAGGAAUCCUCUGCCCAGCAUUGAGUCUGAACUUCUGGAGCUGCUGGCAGCAGAUGCCAUCACAGUCACACAGAAGCUGGAGUCUGUCAAUCUAUCAGCUGAAUCUGAAGAGCAUGAAGGGAAUAAUGGAGAGCAGCAUGAGGAGGAGGAGGAAGAGGAAUUCAACAGUGAUGAUGAGGAGGAAGAAGAGGAUGAUGAGGAUGGUGGAGGGUGGAUUACUCCCAGCAACAUUAAGCAGGUCCAGAUGGAUGCUGGUGUGCGGGGACCUUCAGCAGACGUCAAAGUGGGCUGCGUGACCACCGACUUUGCCAUGCAGAAUGUUCUGAUUCAGAUUGGACUGAAUGUGCUGUCUGUAAAUGGCAUGCUCAUUAAAAACACCAGGAGUUAUAUCCUGCGCUGUCAUGCAUGCUUCAAGACUACAACAAACAUGAACAAAAGUUUCUGUCCGAAUUGUGGAAACAACACGUUGAAGAAGAUUGCCGUCACCCUUAAUGAAGACGGCACCAUGCAGAUGCAUUUCUCCAGGAAUCCCAAAGUGCUGAAUCCAAAGGGGAAGAGAUACUCUUUGCCUAUGCCUCAAGGAGGAAAACACGGCAACAACCCACACCUGGUGGAAGAUCAGCGUUUCCCUCAGCAGAGAAUGUCUAGAAAGGCUCGUCAGAAGACUAAUGUGUUUGAUCCAGAUUACCUGGCCAGCAGCUCUCCGUUCUCCGAGCACGACGUCUACAGCAAAUCAGCCAGCUUACAACUGCGGGACGGUCAGACUGGCGGAGGACGACGACGCACGAAUCCAAACGCUGCUCGCAAGAAGUUUGUGAAGAAGUGAUUGUUGAUCUCACACUACCUGCAGGAUCUGGACUGGAAGCCUGAAACGUUAAACCAAAAUGUUUUAUGGUGAUUGUUCUGAAUAAUCCGCUUCAACUCUCUAUUGUGAAUUAAUUACAGAAUAUUUUCUAAAAUCUAAAUUCUGCCCUCAUACCAGUUACGAUUAUAUGGAAACUCUAUUUUUGUGCUAACUGUUCACGCUUCAGUGUAAGAUUGAAUAUCAAAAAUCCUAGUAUUUUCAUCCAGGUUUACUGAACAUUUUCCUCCCAUGAAACAAAAAAAGUAAAAAGCAACACAAACAGUGCAUAAGAUCAUCAACACACUAUAAACAGCACUAAAAGAGCAUUUAUAUGCCCCAAAAGGCUUUUGGUUUGCAUUAGAAGAGCUGCUUAUACAUACAAAUGAUCCACCAGCUUCUAUAGUUUUGUACAAUGAUGUUAAAUUAGUCGCAUGUGAGUUUAUAUUGCUAUUUAAAGUAAAAUGGGAUUUACUAACUAAUGCAGUGGUGUUCAAAUGCCUUCUGGGACUUCUGAAGGUCAAUUCAAUAAAUAUUUCUUCACAUGUUAAAUAUGAACAUAAUUUCAUUACAUUAUAUAUUACAUUCCCCAAAUAAAGUCUGCUUUAAAAUGUAUCUCAAACCCUUUUUUAAGUGUCUGAACAUGGUUAUUUGAUACAUUUGUAUGGUGUCAGUCUGGGGCCAUAUAUACUUAAAAAAUAAAAGAAAGUUUUGCAAAAAAAAUAAAAAUAAAGCAUUGUGCAAAUAAAUAAAUAAAUACAUAUCUCCAAAAAUCACAAAUAAAAAUAAAUAAAUAAAUAAUUUUACUAACAAAAAUAAAAAACUGCAAAAUUUAAGUUUUGAAAAAUAAAAAUGAAAUUUCCAAAAAAAUAAAAAUAAAAUUUAAGAAAUGCAAAAAAAAAAACCAAGCAGUGCAAAAAAAAUAAAUAAAUAAAAUAUUUGCAAAAAACCAAAAAAAAAGAUCUAUAUUUGGUAAACAUUUUUUAUAACAUUGUCUUUACAAAACCCGUCCAGUCAAUUGCAUUUCUCAUUUCAAUUAGCUUUUUCGUCAACCGUGACUUUGCAAUGCUGUUUUCACUUUGCGUUUCACGUUUCUGCGCACUUUACUUUGUGGUCCUGAUUUGACAAGGGGGCGGAGUCAAGGGAACUUGGCCAUUUACAGCAGGCCCGGACCUACUCGGCUGUAAGGCCACCUCAGUGAUAUGGUGUCUCCAGAGGCAGUAAAUGCACUGCUUGAUUUGACCUUUGCUGUUCUUUAUUUUUUGUUAGCAACAUUUUUUUUCUCAAAAAUUAAUUUCCAGAUUUUUGGAGAUUUGCAUUUCAUUAUUUUUUGUUUGCAAAAUAUUCUUUUAUUUUAUGGCCCCAGAUUGACUCGUUAUUCUCGAUUGACCAUUUUCCUUCCCCAAAUAAAGUCUUCAAUAAAAAUGCAUAUCAAACUCUGCUUUAAGUGUCUGAACAUGGUUAUUUUAUCAAUUUUUCCUUCCCCAAAUAAAGUCUGCAAUAAAAAUGCAUAUCAAACUCUG